UACAAUAGUUUCAUACAUAGAUUAUACACUUAUAUACCUACUAAGUCAAGAGUCAAGUUCAUACUUAUAUUAAGUUAGUGCUACUUGUUCUUAGAAAUCUCAGAUAACAUAUUAGAUUAGAUUAAUUACAAUUUUUAAAGAACAGUACCUAACUUGUUACAAUUUUAUAACGUAAAAAUUUGAUAGCGUAAACUGAGAAAUCGUAACCUGACAAUUUUGAAGUUAUAGUGAAGUAUUGCGACCAUGUUAGUGGUCUAAAACUUUUGCUGUCUGAUUGUUGCUUAAAGCUGCGCGUGGUAUUUAUAAUCACUUCAUUUUGUGGUUUAACAAGAAUCGAUAAUGCUGCGAUUUCUAAGCAGAAGAGGCAGAUCAUCUAGCCAGAAUCGCAAUAAACAAAAUCAAAAGACUUCUAACAACAAAAAUUUAAUACAAUGCAAGGUAAUGUUACUUGAUGAUACAGACUUAUCUAUUAAUUUGUCUAAAAAAGCUAGUGCCGGUGAUCUUUAUGAACAAGUAUUUUACUCUCUAGAUUUAAUUGAAAAAGAUUAUUUUGGCUUGCAAUUUACUGAUACAAAUAAUGUUAAGCAUUGGUUAGAUCCAACAAAGACAAUAAAAAAGCAAGUAAAAAUAGGUCCACCAUAUACCUUGAGGCUCAAGGUGAAAUUUUACUCAUCAGAACCUAAUAACUUAAGAGAAGAGUUAACCAGAUACCAAUUUUUCUUACAAUUGAAGAAGGAUAUACUAGAAAGCAAACUUGAAUGUCCACAUUCAACAGCAGUAGAAUUAGCAGCUUUAGCUCUGCAAUCGGAAUUAGGUGAUUUUGAUGAGUCUGUUCAUACACCGGCUACCGUAUCUGAAUUUCGAUUUGUACCUAAUCAAACAGAAGAAAUGGAGAUUGAAAUAUUAGAGGAGUACAAAAAAUACAAAGGUCUUACACCAGCUCAAGCAGAAGUAAACUAUCUAAACAAGGCUAAGUGGCUCGAAAUGUAUGGUGUUGAUAUGCACAUUGUGUUAGGCAAAGAUGGAUGUGAGUAUCACUUAGGCCUAACACCUACCGGCAUUCUUGUUUUCGAGGGACCACAGAAGAUUGGAUUGUUUUUCUGGCCUAAAAUAAGUAAACUAGAUUUCAAGAAAAAAAAAUUGACAUUAGUUGUUGUUGAAGAUGAUGAUCAAGGGCGAGAACAGGAACAUACUUUCGUGUUUCGACUUCACAAUGAAAAAGCCUGUAAACAUCUUUGGAAAUGUGCUGUGGAGCAUCACACUUUCUUCCGCUUACGUGCCCCUGUAAAAGGUCCCUCGGCUAGGCAAAACUUCUUUAGAAUGGGAUCGAGAUUCCAAUAUUCCGGUAAAACCGAAUAUCAAACAACGCAACAAAAUCGUGCGCGACGUACUGUUCAAUUUGAACGAAGACCGAGUCAACGUUUUGCUCGAAGGCAAAGCCAUGUCCUUAGAGAACGUGAGAAGCAAAAUACUACUGCUAAACCUGAAACUCCUGCUCAACCUGAACCUAGCACUUCAGCAGAAGCGGCUGCUAAUGAAUGUGGACUAGAUGCCUUAUCACGAAAGAGUAGUGCGAAAUCUCACAAAUCGUUGGUAGAAACUGAUCUUAAAGCAACUGAGAUAGGUGAACCUUCGACUAAAAAUCUUCUGAAUGAUGAAGAUCCCGAGGAAACAAUUAUUUCUAAAGAUGAUGCCAUCAGCAACAAAGUUCUUUUCAAAAUGGAUAAACCUGAAGAGAAAAAGAAUAAUUUAACACAGCUUGUUAUUAAUAAACCCUCCUGCAAUUGUUCACCUGUCGCUGAGUUUAAUCCACUUAAUGAUCUUUUAAUGAGUUUGGUAAAAGAAAAAUUGAACAACGAUGAUUCAAAGAACGAAGUCAAAAAGGAUCAAUUAGAUUCAGUUGAUAAGGAAGUGCCAAACAAUCAAAGUAAAUGUUACUUACCAUCAACAAAGAAUCUUCCGCCUGGACAACUUAAAUGCAAUAACAUAUUAAAAGCUCGAGAAAAUGAAGUAAAAAUUAUAAAUGAGUCAUCCAAUAUAAAUCUUUCGAUACCUUCUACGCCAUCACCGAAAAUACUCAAUGAAACGAAUCCAAAUCAUUCUCAGUAUGUCUCUAUUGUUGUGGUUGAACCACCGCGUUCCCAAACUAAGCUAGCUUCACCAAAACCCGAAAUGAUUGAAGACGUAAUUCCGAAAUCUCAACCGAUAUCAUCACUUUCUCCGUGGCUGGUCACGUCCGAACCGAGUUCUCCUUCUGGCAUAGGAGAAAAGGAAAUAACGAUCAUCCAUCGCAAAUCUGUAAUAACGACACAACUUUAAGAAAUAUAUGUAAUGAGUGGGACUAAAUUUUAUUACAGAAGUAUUGGUUAAAACUUAUCUUAAAUUGUAUUAUCUAUGAGUUAGCAAAGAAAUAAAACUAUUUCGAACAGCUAUAAUAAGAUUGUUUUCAAGUAUCGCUUCUAUUAAUUAAAUACAGGUACAUACGUUUGAUAUAUCUAGUGGUCCUUGAAAAUAUUUUUUUUUUGACAUAUAAA
Messenger RNA from Melitaea cinxia (Glanville fritillary), 2534 nucleotides. Its product is annotated as band 4.1-like protein 5. NCBI's taxonomy places the organism in Eukaryota, Metazoa, Arthropoda, Insecta, Lepidoptera, Nymphalidae. The transcript is spliced from 2 exons. Gene Ontology annotation, cellular component: cytoskeleton. The coding region runs from base 340 to 2319 and encodes 659 amino acids. The record is from RefSeq and is a predicted model, not a curated record. Gene Ontology annotation, molecular function: cytoskeletal protein binding.